AUGUACGUGGCUGACAAGCAGCAUGAAUUCGAGCUACUUCCUGCUAUGUCGAUCGGUGAACGGUGGAGCAUGUCAUGUGCGCUGGAUGUCAGGGAUGAUUUAGCGGCGGCAGCAGCCACAUUGCACUCAAUUGUGUUAAUGUCAAAGCUAAAGUCGCCCAAGGUAAGGUCGCCCAAGGUAAGGUCGCCGUAUGGGUCGCCCAAUGGAUCGCCGUAUGGGUCGCCCAAUGGAUCGCCGUAUGGGUCGCCGAAUGAUGAACAGUCUAAGAAGACAGGAGUUCAAAAGCCGAUGAAAGAGGUGGUAUACGUUCGCCUUCGCCGUAACGAGCGCGCACAUCAAGUCGUAUUAUCGUCGGCUGAAAAAUACUGCAAAGGCGAUGCUGGAACCUCUUCUCGACCAUUUGUCAAGUCUGUCAAGUGCUGA
Molecule: messenger RNA, 423 nt
Organism: Phytophthora nicotianae INRA-310
Lineage: Eukaryota; Oomycota; Peronosporomycetes; Peronosporales; Peronosporaceae
Exons: 1
Coding region: 1-423 (140 amino acids)
Source: RefSeq, a predicted model, not a curated record